Molecule: messenger RNA, 3365 nt
Organism: Drosophila serrata
Lineage: Eukaryota; Metazoa; Arthropoda; Insecta; Diptera; Drosophilidae
Gene: Tab2
Product: TAK1-associated binding protein 2
Molecular function (GO): ubiquitin binding
Source: RefSeq, a predicted model, not a curated record
UGAUCGCGAAAAGAACGACGUGAAAAAUGCGUUAAUUAAUAAGUUUUAGUGCGACAAAUAAAAUAAUUAAUUAAUUGAAACAAAGCUAAGCUUCUCCGCGAGACUGUGCGUGGAUUUUAAGUGCGCGAGAAAGGCGAAACGAAAACAAAGCAAAGGAAGAAAUCGAGCCAAAAAAGUGCUAAGAGCGACACAGUGAAAGCAACAAAAUAUUGAAAUCACAAUAUUGAAUGCCAGAAAACAAACAAAGGAAGGGAGCGGGACAACAGCAGCGAAAAACAGCGUACGUGCGUGGAGUUUUUUUAAUAUUUCGGUCUCCAGCUGUGACAGAUGAUGGCCUAAAAUGGCGGCCACACCACCAAUGCCGCCCGGAUCCAACGCCCAACACCAUGUGAGCCAUGUGAAUGGGAUUGUCAAGCAAUCGAACGGCCAGGUGAACCAAUUAACCGAGGCGAUAAACCAGCACUUUCAGCGGAAGAAUCAACAGAAGCAAAAGCACAAUUCGAGCACCAGCAUAAAUCCCAAUCCGAAUCAAAGUCCAAAUCCCAACAGUCCCGGCGGCAGUCGCUGCGGAAGCAAUGAGCAGCUGGAGCUGCUGGAGCCACAGCAUCCACAGGAAGCCACCGUUGCCGCCGCCGGCAAGGCCAAGCUGAGCUGCCAUUGCACCAACAUUAGUAUUAUGCACCUCUUCCAUGAAAUGAAGCAGGAGUUCCCCACGAUACCCGAUGCCAUUGUGACGCAAUGCGUCAAUGAGAAUUGUCAUCAGCGCGAAAAUUGCAUCCAGAUGUUGAGGAAGGAGCUGGCCCUGCACCCCAUCCCAGUGCAAAGCUAUCCGGCCAAAGUGUUGCAGCAGCAGCAGCAGCAACAGCAGCAACAGCAACAUCAGCAACAGCAACAGAUUAGGCCAGCCAAGCCUCCGACGCCGCUGAAACCUUCGCGGUCAGCCCCACCACAGCCAGAUUUUAGCCAGAGCAAUGGCAUCGGUGGCGGGAGUGCCAGCUCCCAGGCCAAUCUACAGCCCAGGCCACGACCCACCACCCUCAACCUGCAGCGGCAGGUCAGCACGCAGCUUCAGCAGAAGAUCCAGCAGCGCCAGCAGCGUCAUCAGAAGGAUCAGCAGCCGCAACAGCUGACGCCCACGUCGCUAAGCAAGCCGCUGCGCCGUGCACCACCCUUGCCGCCGCCGCCCAAGCCAAAUCCCAAUCCCAAGCCCGGCAGCUUCUCCAACGAUUCCUCCUGUCUCACCAGUCCCAUGAGCUCCAGUGAAUCGGAGCUCUCUCUCAACGCGGCUGUCUUCUUAUCAUCGCCAACAACGGCAGCGACUACAGCUGUGGAGGGAGCGCCGAUAGCCACGGCUCAACCGCAGCCGCAGCCGCAGGCACAGCUACAGCUACAGCCACAGCAACCCUCUCCGGUGCGACAUCGUUCAGUCAUUACGCUUCAGCCAGAGCCACCGUACGCGCGCGAUUUCCUCACAAGCAGCGGCAGCAGCAGCAGUGGUUUGACGACCACGACGUCACCGCCAACGAUAGCAACGCCGCCGUUACCCUCGCCCAGCUCGGCAGCGUCACCGGUGGCAGCUGCCGGCGGACGCAAAAGUUUCACCUCGCUCAAUCUCACCCUGCGCCAGCCAACGACUGGACCGGCACAGUCGGCCAUCGAUAUCACAGCCGGUCCGGCGCCCAGUGGCCAAGGCAGUGGGAUAACCUACUCCAGUGUUAGCUUUGAUGCGCGUCGCGGCACUCACAAGAAUUUCCAGUUGACGGUGACCGAGGAGGGCAGUGUCUUUAGUGCGGGCUGCAUUCGUCCGCGGGUUCCCUACACCGAACUAGGCUGUGACCCGGCGGCAGCGGCGGCUCCUUCUCCACCAACGAAUCAACCGCCGCCAUCAGCUGCCGCAUCUGCAGUGUUGGCAUCCGAUGGGCACGGCGACGAAAUGCAAAUGGAUGUGUUCCCGUAUCCCACGCAGGCCCAAAAUCACAUAGUGGCCUCCAACUACAGCAAUAACCAUGUGGUCACCGACAACAACAAUGGCAACGGGAGCAGCAGCGUGGACAGCAGCCCAACGAUGCCGCUGUACGUUGGAGUUCUAGAGGAUUGCGAUCGCGAAGCCCAUGCCGCCACCAUUCAACGGCAGAAGCAGCGUCGCGACAAGUUGGCCAACGCUUUGAGGGACAACAAGAAGCGGUUGCUCGUGCUGGAGCAGGAAAUCAAUAUCCUCACGGAGCCGGUGCCCGUUGGCGAAUCUGAAAGACUGGAUAGAGAUAUCAAAAAACUGGCCGAGGACUGUCAGCAGCUCAAUCAGCUGCUGAAUAGAAUAAACGCAGAACCCCAGGCCAAUGACUCGGUCUCUGGUUCCGCACCCAAUUCCAUGAAUCGCCAGAACUCGGCACCCGCCAGCCAACAGCAACAUCAGCCGCCGCCACGACAGCGUCCAGGCGGACGGGCCCAGGCGCCGCCCAAUUCGCUGCGCCUGCAUUCGGUGCCGGCAGUGCCCACUACCGGGCAGCCAAUACCGGACUUUGGGCAGCAUCAGCAGCACAGCAGUGCGCCGACCUCAGCCUGCUUGACGCCCCAGCAGCAACUGCAUCAGGAACCGCCUCCAACUUAUGCCCAAUACUAUCAGUUCCAGCAAUAUUUGCAUCAACAGCGACAGCAACAACUGCAGCAGCUGCAGGUGCAACAGCAGCAGCAGCAGAUACUGCAACAGCAACAGCAACAGCGUGCGGUCACCGAGGAGGAGGAAUUCCAGUCGGACUCCGAUGCCGAGGCGGAGGAGACACUGGACUCGUGGGCCUGCAACAUGUGUACAUUCCGCAACCAUCCGCAAUUGAAUAUUUGCGAGGCCUGUGAUUACGUGAGGAUUCAGCCGGGUAUGCUACACUUUGUUCCCCCCGCAUCUGCCACUGCUGCGGCUGGUGGCGGCGGGGCUGGAGAUCAGCAGCAGCAGCAGCAGCAGCCGCCCCAGCAGCCGUACGCACUGCAUACGUAACCCAUAACAAAGUUCUCUUAACAUGCUCGCUUGCUGCUCGCUUCCUUCCCUCCUGCUCCGACUGUUCCUGAUCUGUGCAUGUUCCGACAUUGAAACUGUGAUAGCAUUUAAAUUAACUUGGCGGCAGGUGAUUUACCUCCACUGCAUGGCUCAGCCCCGAAAGACAUUGAAACGAAAGCGAAAGGACGUCAACGAAUUGCUUAAGCAGUCCUAUUUUAAAUUAUUUCUAUUUGAUUUAUGUUAUGUAUGUUAUUGGCAAUUAAUUUAGACACUAACUCUAACCGCUAGCUUUAAGCGAAACGAAAGUAGAGUUUAUAACUAUUUAUAGCCACCUAAAAAAGAGUAAAUUAAUAAAGAACGUUAUUUAAAUUUUAAA